AUGAUUGCCAUCAGCAGCCUGUCUUUGGCCAUAGAGGAUCCUGUUGAACCUUUUGGUCAGUCCGAGAGAAAUAAGGUACGAGCCACCUGAUGCAGACUCAUGUCUGAUCACUGUGCACAGCUACGGUGGAAGGGUCAGUUAAGGGGUUAAUCCCCAACCCACCCUGUCAACUUUCCCUGUGGGAGGAAACCGGAGUACCCGGGGAAAACCCACGACUCUCGGUAGGGUGUUGACUGACUCUUUUCACCCAUACGUGUCAUGAGAAUCGGACCCACGGUCUCAGAGGUGGGUUCGAUUGCAAUUCUUAGCAUGCCUUAGAAGAGAUUCACACUGCCGCAUACUUUGAUGAAAGAAACUCCCUACCUGUAAACUAGCUUAUAUAUUAAUAAUAACUCUUCUCCAUUCUAGAUUUUAGCCUACUUCGAUUGGGUUUUUACAGUUGUAUUUGCAAUUGAAGUUGUCAUUAAGGUAUGUUUUCAAUGUCUUCCUGUCAGUUGAACGUCCUGACGUGCCUUGAAAACACAGAGCAAAAGUUUUUGACUCAAAAAGUUCAGUAAAAUAAUGCAUCCCACAUGAGUAUAGACACCUUAGGCGUCGACGACGGCCAAAACAAAUUCAUUCAAAUGAAUGAUUGCAAAGUUGAAUGGUUAUGCCGAACAUAUUCAACGGCGUCAACAUCUAUAAGACGAAUGCUUAUGCCGAACGUAGGCCUACUUUGGGGGCCAAGGUCGCUUAAUGUCGCCCAUAUGCACCCAAUUUUUUAACUUUGCCUAACAGUCUAUUCUCCUAAUGUCGCCCAGUUUCGCCCAGCGAUGCAUAUACUACUUUUCUUUGAAAAUUGCUAAUGUCGCACAAUGUUGCACAUAAUAACGGCAACCUUGGCCCCCAAAGUAGGCCUGGUGUACUGGUUGUAAACAAACCGAGGACGAAGUCUAAAUCUCCCGUGCAUGGAUUUUAAUUAUUCAUUUCUUUUCUUUAAUAUUAUUAAUUUCAUUGUAUUACUAGCCGAGGUCGUCAUGUUGCCAUCCUAGAUCCUAAGCGGGUCUCUAAUGACUCGAGUUAAGUAAAUCUUUUCUCGAACAAUACUCAAUAGACCUUUCCCCUUUUAAGUGAAAUUUUGAUCUAGACAAGUCUGGACAAAAAUUUCAUCACAGCUUGAAAGAGCAUCGCAAAAUUAGUAAUAUUCCAAAGUUUCGUUACAAAAUGUUGUAAAAUGCGGAUAAUACAGCCUUGCUAAGUUUGGCGUUUUUCAGUCAUUCUGCAUUACAAACGGGAAAUUGGUAUAAUCAGAUGAUCAAACUGAUUAUCAAUUUCCCGUUUGUAAUACCAAAUGACUGAAAAACGGCAAACUUCGCAAGGCUAUAUUAUCCGCAUUUUACAACAUUUCGCAAUGAAACUUCGGAAUAUUACUAAUUUUGUGAUGCUCGUUCAAGCUGUGAUUUUUUGUCCAGACUUGUCUAGAUCAAAAUUUCACUUAAAAGGGGAAAGGUCUAUUGAGUGAAUUUGAAACUUUACUCCAAAAAUUGAGUAACUUUGCUUAUAAAUUUGUGGUACAUUAUUUCAUUCGGGUUUUUUGUGUAAAAAUACUUAGGGAUUUUUUUGCACUAACCAGAUUCCAUUCCUUGCAGAUUAUCGAUAUGGGAGCUAUACUUCACAAAGGCUCGUAUUUCCGAGAUCCAUGGAAUGUCAUUGAUGCAGUGGUUGUUUGUGCAAACGUCGCAACAUUAGUUAUCAGGUUAGAUUAGCAUAUUUUUUCUAUUCACCCACAAAAAUAUUGACAAGUAUUGAAUAGUACAACGGGCUACAGACCUAUGGAAAUUUUGUUGGACUUUUGUGACGAGGCCCCUAUUGUUUUCGUUUUCAGUAAUAUAAAAAUAUAGACUAUGUACAUACGGACAAUUUGCAAUCGGAAAACCACAAACUAUUUACAAACAAAUGGAAAAAGUUUAAGGAUUAGUGCAUUGCGCAUGCUGUGCAGUGUCAUUAGUAUUCCUAAAAUAUUUACAUCAACUAGACAUCAAGUAAUGUAAUUUCGCAGUUUUCUUAAAAGAAAAAUUUGAUUUAAUAUUUUUAAUUUCUUCAUCAAGACAAUUCCAUAUGGAAACUCCUUUGUUAAAUACAGUGUCAGUGUAUUUACGAUAGCUUGUUGAUAGGUAUAGAAAGCAUCCCUGUAGAUUUUAUUGUUGCGGACCGAACCAAUCUUUGUAUCUUCUAAGUUCUAAGGAAGUUUACUUGUAGUAUACUGUAUUAGAAUAGCGAAGUAGAACGUUACUUACUAGUUGUUCUUUUAAUCGAAUUAGAACAUCAUCAUCUGAGAUUGGCAGUGGAAAAGAUAUUCUCAAAUGUCUUCGAGUCCUUCGCGUACUGCGUCCUUUGAAGGCCAUUAAUAAAUCAAGAAAGCUGAAGGUAGGGACCAUUCGUCUGCAUAACGAAUCAUCGUGUUGGUGUAAUAAUGGUAUUGGUCACCACGCUUGCCUUCAAGCUAGGAGAUCCGCGGGUUCAACCCUUGGUCGGACCUCUACUCAAGGUCUUAAAAUAAUUGAGGAGAAAGUACUACCUUUACAUUGACAUCAGUAAAUGGUUAGACUUUCGCGUCUUCUCGGAUAAGGACGUUAAAAUCGUAGGUACCUCGCAUCCCAUAUCAACUGCGCAAUAUAGCCUGUCGGGAAAUCCGCUCACCGAUGAGUGAGACAGUCAAUGAACUAAUAAACAAGAAGAAGAAUCCUUGCAGGAGUAGAUUUAGUACAGACCGAGUGAAUGUGAAAUUUUAACGUGAAUUAUAGGAUUCUUUGUGGAACUUCAGUUUUUGAUUUUUCCUCUGUGUUUUAUAGACUGUGUUUCAGUGCAUGGUUUAUUCUCUGAAGAAUGUCAUCAAUAUAAUCUUGAUCACUUUGUUAUUCUUGUUCAUUUUUGCCGUCAUUGGUGUACAACUAUUUCAGGUAGAAAAAUUUUAUCUACUGCAGUUUGGUAUAAACUCGCUGGCAGCUGCCAUGCAGAGUCUGUAAAAGGUCUAACUUAAGAUUUUAAGGAAAAUCUGUAACGAAUAUCUUUAAAAACAAUGACGAAGGGAAUACCACUGUCCACGGUAUAACAAAAUGUUCUAAUAUUUUUAGGGAAAAUUAUUUUAUUGUACAGAUCCUUCAAAGAGAACAGAAGAUACUUGCAAGUAAGUCUAGGCUUUCGAAAAACGUUUGUAUUAUUAGUGUGGAUUUUGGUGCUGUUUUCUCCUAUACAGGUUGUAUAAAAAAACUGCACAGAUUUGAAAUUGCUCUCAAUUUCGUAAAACAGCUAUUAGUAUCCAGUUUUUGAUGUAUAUAGUUUCUUUGGGUACUUAUAAUGUAGAAAAAUGGAAAAAAUUUCUCGAACUCAAAGUUUGUAAACCAGGGGGGGUGUGUGUCUUUUCCAACAAACUAAAAAUGGCUUGCGCACGAAAUUUAAAAGCUUUAAUCAUAUUUUGAGUUGAUAGGUGGAACAUUUGUUGGGUUUUUAAUUACUGUACAAAAUUUGCUUUGCUUUACUGUAAAAAAUUAAUUUGCUUUAGUUUAAGCCUUUAACUAUUCAUUUUUCUCUAAAAAAUUAGCCUUUCGCAUGUUUAAUUAAUGCCUUUACCUAAUUUGCAUAUUGCUGACAUAUGCAAAUUAGGCAAAGGCAUUGAUUAGCAUGCAAAUGGUGAUUUUUUAAGAAAAAAUGUAAGUUUGUGUGAAUAGUUAAAGGGCGUAAACUGAAGCAAAUUGUCUGAAAUUUUGUACAGUAAUUAAACACCCAACAAACUUUCCAUCUGUUAACUUAAAAUAUGAUUAAAGCUUUUAAAUUUCGUGCGCAAGCCAUUUUUAGUUUGUUGGAAAAGACACACACCCCUGGUUCACAAAAUUUGAGUUCGAGAAAUUUUUUCCAUUUUUCUACAUUAUAAGUAUAUACCCAAAGAAGCUAUAUACAUAAAAAACUGGAUACUAAUAGCUGUUUUGCAAAUUUAAGAGCAAAUUUCAAAUCUGUGCAGUUUUUUUUUAUACACCCUGUAUAUAACUUUCAAAAAAACUUAUUUUGCCAGAGGCCAGUUUUUCAACUAUUAUCGGGCAGGACAACAUGAAGACAUUGCAUCAUAUAAGGUCAGUCUUUUUGUUUUAUGAACACUGGUAUAUAAUUGCAAAAUAAAUAGAACAAGUCACAUAUUAUUAGCAUUGAUGAAGGUCCGGGCUUACGGAUCGAAAGCUUUGCAGUAAUAAAUUUACGUGGUGUUUUCACAAAAAAAGUAUUAUAUGUUUUAUCGCCAUGCAAACCUACAAAGAACUUAAAUCUUGUAUUGUUUUGAUUUAGUCUUAUGCCCUGCAUGUUUUCAAAUUUCUCUUAUUUUCUAGGUUACGAAGCGUGAAUGGAAAAAACGUGUCUUCAAUUUUGAUUCACUCCCUCACGCAAUGCUCACUUUGUUUUCCUCUUUGACUGGCGAAGGAUGGCCCACGUAAGUUUAAGUACUAUUUAGAACACGAGUAGGAGCGUUUUAUAUCAGAUAUAAAACGCGAGGCGCAGCCAAGCGUUUUAGUACUAGAUAAAACAUGAGCAGCCGACCUUUAUCUGAUAUAAAAACUCGAGCCGAAGGCGAGAGUUUGUAUAUCAGAUAAAGAUCGGAUGCGAAUGUUUUAUCGUGUUUAUAAGACGACCCAUCUUAUGAGUUCAUUGGCGAAGUAAUUUUAAAAAUAAACAUUGUCUAAGCAGAGAAAAUCAAAGCUGAAGUUUAUGUAAAUCAGGACAAAUCUUUUAGAUAACUGACAUGUCUAGUUAUCAUUGUUCCAUGCAGUUUGCAGGGUGAGUAAAAAAACUGACACCUUUGUUAUUCAAAUUAGCCGCGAAGGUAUCAGUUUUUAUUUACUUAUACCCUGUAUGGAAACAUAGAUUGGAACAGAUGUAACUUAGCAUUAGAGUUAUAUAUAAAAGUUAUUCACGCAUGUAGAUAAUCUAAAGCUUAGUUACCUUUGUUCUGAUGUUAUGUUUCUGUAUACUAGAACAAUAGUAACUAGGCAUGUGAGUUUUCUAAAGUUGUGCAUGGAUUGGGUAUAAACGAAGGUUAGCCAAAUUUGCCAAUCUCUUGGGACUUCAGACUGAAACUUCAGUAUUUUUCUGUUUCAGAACAAUGUACCAUACGGUUGAUGCAACUGAAGUAAACAUGGGUCCAAUUCGCGAUUAUAAGAUCCACAUGUCCAUUUAUUACGUUUGUUUUGUUGUCGUGUUUGCCUUUUUCUUUAUAAAUAUAUUCGUGGCGUUGAUCAUCGUCACUUUUCAAGAAUCUGGAGAACGGAAUAUACUGGCCAGUGAUCUAGACCGCAAUCAAGUAAGGCCUAGCUGUUCUAGAUCUAUCAGUUCUAAACUGUUCUUCUCCCUAGAGGUCCAGUAUGAGUUAUCUCUUAUUGAUUCAGUGUUACUACAGGAGGAAACCUAAACUAAACUAACUUUAUAAUAGUUUUGUUUGUGGAAACACCACGUAAAUGUAUUACUGCAAAGCCUAUUAUAAAGUUAGGUUAGUUUAGGUUUCCUCCCGUAGUAACACUGGAUCAAUAAGAGAUGAUCCUUACUGGACCUCUAGGGAGAACAGUUUAGAACUGAUAGAGCUAUCCAGUAUAAAUAAAGUUAGUUUAGUUUAGGUUUCCUCCUGUAGUAACACUGGAUCAACAAGAGAUGAUCCUUACUGGACCUCUAGGAAGAACAGUUUAGAACUGAUAGAGCUAUCCAGUAUAAAUAAAGUUAGUUUAGUUUAGGUUUCCUCCUGUAGUAACACUGGAUCAAUAAGAGAUGAUCCUUACUGGACCUCUAGAAAGAACAGUUUAGAACUGAUGGAACUAUCCAGUAUAAAUAAAGUUAGUUUAGUUUAAGUUUCCUCCUGUAGUAACACUGGAUCAAUAAGGGAUGAAUGAAGAUCCGGGCUUACGGAUCGAAAGCUUUGCAGUAAUAAAUUUACGUGGUGUUUCCACAAACAAAACUAUUAUAUGUUUUAUCGCCAUGCAAACGCACAAAUAAACUAACUUUAUUUUCACAUUCUUUCAAAAUCAAACAACGUAAUUGCUUCUUUAUAACUUCUGUGUUCUUUCAUUUCAGCGUGACUGCAUUCAAUUUGCUAUAAACGCUAAGCCACGUCAACGUUUCAUGCCGGAAGAUAAAAGUACCAUCUCAUACAAGAUGUGGGUCCUGGUGGAAUCGAAGCCUUUCGAAAUCACCAUCAUGGUUCUUAUUGCGCUCAAUGCCGUUGUUCUUAUGAUGUCGGUGAGUGACUCAAUCUGGAAGAUUUGUUUUUAUUACAUUGUGAUGGUAGAUGAUUACCUUGAACACCAUAGCGCUACCAUCAUCAAUAUGACAACCAUCACUAUCACCAUCACCGCCACCAUUAUCAAUAUCAUCAUAAUCACUAUCAUCACCAUUAUCAAUCUCAUUAUCAUCAUCACUAUCAUCACCAUCAUCAUAAUCACCAUUAUCAAUAUCAUCAUCUCCAAUACCAUCACGAAAACCAUCACCAUAAUCAUCACCAUUAUCAUCAUCAACAUUAUCACUAUCAUCACCAUUAUCAAUAUCAUUAUUACUAUCAUUAUCACAUCAUAAUCACCAUUAUCAAUAUCAUCAUCUCCAACACCAUCACGAAAACCAUCAUCAUCACCAUUAUCACCAUCAUCAUCAACAUUAUCACUGUCAUCACCAUUAUUAAUAUCAUCAUUAUUACAACUGUUAUCACAUCAUAAUCACCAUUAUCAUUAUCAUCAUCUUCAACACCAUCACGAAAACCAUCACCACUAUCACCAUCAUCAUUAUCACCAUCAUCAUUAUCAUCAUCAUCACCAUUAUCAUCAUCACUAUCAUCAUUAUCAUCACGACCAUUGUCAUUGUCAUCAUUAUCACCAUCAUAAUCAUCAUAAUCAUCAUUACCAUCAUCACCAUUAUUACAAUCACCAGGACUAAUCUUAAUUAUUUUCUUCCUACUAGUACGAUGGUAUGAGCGAAGCAUAUGAGAACACCCUGAUCUAUAUGAACACCGGUUUUACCAUAUUAUUUACGAUCGAAGCUAUCCUCAAGCUUGUGGCGUUCAGAACGGUAUGUCCAUAGCCCAAAGCUCUACAAUUUCUUUAGCCAUGCAGAAAACUGGCAACUGAACAGCGAAUGGUCGUUGUAAAUUAUUUUUUUGUUUUUCAGAAUUAUUUCCGAGAUGGUUGGAAUAUCUUCGACUUCAUCAUUGUCCUUAUAACAUUUUCUGGUGUAAUCUUAAACUUUGUUCGAGUGAGUAUCUUUUUAAGACAUUGUUGAUGCCAUAGUAUCCUUACUGGACCUCUAGGAAAAACAGUUUAGAACUGAUAGAGGUAUCCAGUGUAAAUAAAGUUAGUUUAGUUUAGGUUUCCUCCUGUAGUAACACUGGAUCAAUAAGAGUUGAUCCUUACUGGACCUUUAGGAAGAACAAUUUAGAACUGAUAGAGCUAUCCAGUAUCAAUAAAGUUAGUUUAGUUUAGAUUUCCUCCUGUAGCAACAAUGGAUCAAUAAGAGAUGACCCUUACUGGAUCUCUAGGGAGAACAAUUUAGAACUGAUAGAGCUAUCCAGUAUAAAUAAAGUUAGUUUAGUGUAGGUUUCCUCCUGUAGUAACACUGGAUCAACAAGAGAUGAUCCUCACUGGACCUCUAAGAAGAACAGUUUAGAACUGAUAGAGCUAUCUAGUAUAAGUAUAAGUAUAAGUAAAAUUAGUUUAGUUUAGAUUUCCUCCUGUAGUAACACGGAGUGAAUAAGAAGCGAGUCUUAUUUUAGUUUAUAAUAAUUUCGGCUCGGGGGCGUGUGUAUGACAUAUUGUGUUCGUUGUUUUCAGGGCACCUCAGAUAUUCCAAUUGAUCCAACAUUCUUCCGUCUGUUCCGGGCUGCUCGUCUCAUCAAACUGAUCCGGCAGGGCUACACGAUACGAAUGUUGUUAUGGACUUUCUUGCAGUCACUCAAAGCCUUGCCUUACGUCGUCACACUAAUGGCAAUACUGUUCUUUAUUUAUGCUGUGGUUGGGAUGCAGGUGAGAAAUGCUUUAUAAGUACAAAGCUUUCAGUCUUAAUGCAAUGAAAAUAGGAUGAGACUAAUUUUCCUCUAUUUGUAGCUGUUUGGCAGAAUCCAGUUAAACGAUACAACGAAUAUUAAACAUCACAACAACUUUCAAAGUUUUCCUCGAGCCUUGCAAGUCUUGUUCAGGUUAGAAUUACUUCAUAGACCAGUUGUCUAUUUAUUUAUAAUUUUGCCUCAGUCACUUGCGAGAAGAAAGCUUUCUCUCUUUCAAAUACCUCUAGGGAUCGGAGAACAGUUUAGAACUGAUAGAGGUAUUUAGGUAUAAAUAAAGUUAGUUAAUUGUUUUUGUUUGUGGAAACACCACGUAAAUUUAUUACUGCAAUAAACAAUUAUAUUUUAUCGCCAUGCAAACAUUCAAAGAACUUAAAGUUAGUUAAGAUUUCCUCCUGUUGUAACACAAGAGCAAUAAGAGAAGAUUUAAUUCAGUGGACCUCUAGGGAGAACAGAUUAGAACUGAUAGAGCUAUCCAUUAUGAAUAAAAAUUUAGUUUAGUUUAGGUUUCCUCCUGUAUUAACACUGAAACAAUAAAGAUUAACCCUUACUGGACCUCUAGGGAGAACGUUCAUAGCUAUCCAGUAUAAAUAAAGUUAGUUUAGCUUAUACAAGAUGUCACCACAUACCUUCACGGUGUUCAGAGUGAUUAUAUAAUAAAUAUUUUUCCCAUUUUAGGGCAGCUACAGGCGAGAGUUGGCAUCUUGUAAUGAAGGAUUGUUUUGGUCAAGCAUUAUGUGAUAGUCGAGCUGGUCAGGGACAUGGGGCCAAGUGCGGGAACACGGCUGCUUCUAUAAUCUAUUUUUGUUCAUUUUAUUUCCUGUGCUCGUUUUUGGUAAGUCACGAAUUGAAAUUAAACUAACUUUAUACUAUAUAGCUUUAUCAGUUCUAAACUGUUCUCCCUAGAGGUCCAUUAAGGAUCAUCUCUUAUUGAUCCAGUGUUACUACAGUAGGAAACAUAAACUAAACUAACUUUAUUUAUACUGGAUAGCUCUAUCAGUUCUAAAUUGUUCUCCAUAGAGGUCCAGUAAGGGUCAUCUCUUAUUGAUCCAGUGUUACUACAGGAGGAAGCCUAAACUAAACUAACUUUAUUUAUACUGGAUAGCUCUGUCAGUUCUAAACUGUUCUUCCUAGAGGUGCAGUAAGGAUUAUAUCUUAUUGAUCCAGUGUUUCUACAGGAGGAAACCUAAACUAACUAACUUUAUUUUUCUGGCUAGCUCUAUCAGUUCUAAACUGUUCUUCCUAGAGGUGCAGUAAGGAUUAUAUCUUAUUGAUCCAGUGUUUCUACAGGAGGAGACCAAACUAAACUAACUUUAUUUGUACUGGAUAGCUCUAUCAGUUCUAAACUGUUCUCCCUGGAGGUCCAGUAAGGAUCAUCCCUUAUUGAACCAGUGUUACUACAGGAGGAAACCUAUACUAAACUAACUUUGUUUAUGCUGGAUAACUCUGGAAUGAAAUUUCAGGACUGGAACCACAGUCGCAAGUUUUGGAAGGCACAUAAACUAACUUUUGUGCCAAAACAUCCCGAAAGACUUGCACAUCAUAUUGCAUACUUUUGAAUUUCAGAUGUUGAAUCUGUUCGUCGCUGUAAUCUUGGACAACUUUGAAUAUCUGACUCGGGAUGAGUCCAUCUUGGGACCUCAUCAUUUGGAUGAGUUUGUUAGAGUUUGGUCAGAAUAUGAUCCUACAGCGACGUAGGUCUAUUUUACGGUCACGGUUUUAUAGCAUUUCAUUUAGACAUUUCGUUUAUACAGGGUGUCCACGGGCCUUGAUAAUCCUGGAAAGUCCUUGAAUUGGAAAACAAAUUCCAGGACUGGAAAGUCCUUGAAAAUCAGUAGAAGUCCUUGAAAGUCCUGGAAUUAAUUUCCUUAACCUCCAGCUGUGCCAACAUUAGUGAUUUUGAUUAAAUUUACUGAGUAAGGUGAAUUAUUUGCUGGUUAAAGUCUAUCAAAGUCGGCCAUUUUCAAAGAUUUUUCCCACUUCCAUGUCCCUGAAUUUACUGAAAAAGGGCCUUGAAAGUCCUGGAAAAGUUCUUGAAUUUUACAUAGAUAAAUUUUGAUGGAUUUGUAAAAAAUGUUUGAGGGAAAUGAAUCGGUGUUUAAUAUUGUUCUGUACCUUUUCUUCCUAAACGUUUGUGUUGUGUUUUUUUUUUUGUAUAGAGGUCGGAUCACUCACAAGAAUGUGUACCGUCUAAUGUGUGACAUGUCGCCUCCUGUUGGCUUCGGGAGAAAAUGUCCAAGGUUCCUUGCAUAUAAAGUAAGAAGACGACUCACAUUUCAUGUAGUUGGUAAAUACUGAUGAUUAUGGUCUAGAGGUGGUUUUGAUGGUGAUUGUGAUUGUGAUGGUAGUGGUGAUGUGAUGAUGGUGUUAUUAUCACCACCAUUGUCAUCAUCAUCACCAUCAACAUCAUCACCAUUAUCAUCAUCAUCAUCAUCACCAUCAUCACCAUUAUCAUCAUUAUCAUUAUCAUCACCAUUAUCAUCAUUAUCAUCACUAUCAUCAUUACCAAUAUCAUCACCAACAUCAUCAUCAUUAUCAUCAUCAUCAUCAUCAUCAUCAUCAUCAUCACCAUCAUCAUCAUCAUUAUCAUCAUCAUCAUCAUCAUCAUCACCAUCAUCAUCACCAUCAUCAUCACCAUCAUCACCAUCAUCACCAUUAUCAUCAUUAUCAUUAUCAUCACCAUUAUCAUCAUUAUCAUCACUAUCAUCAUCACCAAUAUCAUCACCAACAUCAUCAUCAUUAUCAUCAUCAUCAUCAUCAUCAUCAUCACCAUCAUCAUCAUCAUCACCAUCAUCAUCAUCAUCAUCAUCAUGACAUCAUCAUCAUGACAUCAUCAUCAUCAUCAUGACAUCAUCAUCAUCAUCAUCAUCACCAUCAUCAUCAUCAUUAUCAUCAUCAUCAUCAUCAUCACCAUCAUCAUCAUCAUCAUCAUGACAUCAUCAUCAUCAUCAUCAUCAUCAUCAUCAUCAUCAUCAUCAUCAUCACCAUCGUCAUCAUCACCACCACCAUCACCAUCACCAUCAUCAUCAUCACCAUCAUCAUCAUCAACAUCAACAUCAACAUCAACAUCAACAUCAACAUCAACAUCAACAUCAACAUCAACAUCAACAUCAACAUCAACAUCAACAUCAACAUCAUCACCAACAUCAUCACCAUCAUCACGAUCACUUCAAAAGGAUUCACCCAAGUUGCAUUCCUGACCAUACUUUUCAUCUCGACAGCGUUUGAUCAAAAUGAACAUGCCUAUAAUGGGUGACAGCACUGUCCUCUUCACUUCGACUCUCGUCGCCUUGAUUCGUACAGCACUCGGAAUUCAUAACAAUGGCGAACCAUCCCGAGGAGACGAAGAACUGAGACAAGUUAUAAAACGAUUGUGGCCCAAAGUCUCGCCGAAGAUUUUGAAUAGAAUGGUCCCUCGUGACUCAGGUAGUGCAGCCUGAAAUUUCGAAACUAAUGCCCUGGGCAAACUUGGAAACAUUGUUGCGGAAACAUUGUUUCCUGCCAAUGUUUCGCCAAGUUUCCCAGAGUGGGCAAACAGUAGGAAACAUUAGUGAGAAACAUAGGGAAAUAUCAAAUGUUUCUGAAUUCGCUAGGAAACAUUUUUGCUUCUCGGGAAGCAAAUCUUGUUUCCACAACAAUCGAGAAUCACACAUGUUUCCACAACAAUGUUUUCUAGUUUGCCCAGGGCUUACAUUUCGAAACUUGAAUGAAGUUCUUAUAAUUUAUGAUGUAGAAAAUUGAUUUAGAAUCUCUUUUCUGUAGUACUGAGUUCUCAUCAGCUGACGAUCGGGAAGGUUUAUUGCGCGAAGUUGAUUUAUGAGAAUUACAAAAAUCGAAAGAGAAAGCAGGAGGAAAUGGAGUUCCGAGGAAGGAAGAAGGUGACUCAUCUCUUCAAGAUUCUUUUUCCAAUUUUCUUAAGCCCUGUCUGGUUAGAAUUUUUCUGGUUAGAGUUUUUCUAAUUAGUUUUCUAAGCCCUGUCUGGUUAGUAUUUUCCUCGCGAAGCUAGAAAUUACCCGAUUUAGGUAAUUCCUGCUUGAUUAGUAUGGUAUCUUCAUCGGUACUGAUUUCUUUUCUAACUAGCGACAACCCUCGCUCUUCCGUCGCUUGAUGGGCGCCUUGCGUACCUCGAGCUCGGGUUUGGAAGACGAGGAGACUGGAAACCAGGAUCACUUGCGGCCGCCACCUGCUGCACACUUGGACAGAAGGCGCAGGUCUCGGACCCUUAAUACUCCACCAUUAGCGCUGUAAGUGUCUUGUAUAUUUGUAUAUUAAGCGAAGCCGACAGAAGAAAAAGUCACUUGUUGAAAACGGACUUACGGGAUAGUCUUACUGGAUCUCUGGGGAGAACAGUUUAGAACUGAUAGAGCUAUUCAGUAUAAAUAAAGUUAGUUUAGUUUAGGUUUCCUCCUGUAGUAACACUAGAUCAGUAAGAGAUGAUCCUUACUGGAUCUCUGGGGAGAACAGUUUAGAACUGAUAGAGCUAGCCAGUAUAAAUAAAGUUAGUUUAGUUUAGGUUUCCUCCUGUAGUAACACUAGAUCAGUAAGAGAUGAUCCUUACUGGAUCUCUGGGGAGAACAGUUUAGAACUGAUAGAGCUAGCCAGUAUAAAUAAAGUUAGUUUAGUUUAGAUUUCCUCCUGUAGUAACACUAGAUCAAUAAGAGAUGAUUCUUACUGGACCUCUAGGAAGAACAGUUUAGAACUGAUAGAGCUAUCCAGUAUAAAUAAAGUUAGUUUAGUUUGGGUUUCCUCCUGUAGUAACACUGGAUGAAUAAGAGAUGAUCCUUACUGAACCUCUAGGAAGAACAGUUUAGAACUGAUAGAGCUAUCCAGUAUAAAUAAAGUUAGUUUAGUUUGGGUUUUCUCCUGUAGUAACACUGGAUCAAUACGAGAUGAUCCUUACUGAACCUCUAGGAAGAACAGUUUAGAACUGAUAGAGCUAUCCAGUAUAAAUAAAGUUAGUUUAGUUUGGGUUUUCUCCUGUAGUAACAUUGGAUCAAUAAGAAUUGAUUCUUACUGGAGCUCUGGGGAGACCAGUUUAGAACUGAUAGAGCUAUCCAGUAUAAAUAAAUGGAUCAAUUAGAGUUUACCCUUAUUGGAUCUCUAGGAAGAACAGUUUAGAACUGAUAGAGCUAUCCAGUAUAAAUAAAGUUAGUUUAGUUUAGGUUUCCUCCUGUAGUAACACUGGAUCAAUAAGAGAUGAUCCUUACUGGACCUCUAGAGAGAACAGUUUAGAAUCAACAUAACUAUCCAGUAUAAAGUAACUAAAGUAAGUUUGUUUUAUUGUUCAUUUUAUAUAUUUAGCCGUGACAAGGCAAGUAACUCUGUGAAAAUUAGCAAAAAUAAGUCGAUGAAAUUUUUCCGCAAGAAAAGAAACGCUGCAAAUCGAUCGACAGUGAGUGGACGGAUAGUGACCUUCUCUGAGGUAGGUUCACUGAUUUACUAGAAAUCGAGUGGGGAUAGUAAAUUUUACAGUUGAAAAUGGUUGAAAUGAACUCAAUUAUUUUUAUCAUUUCAUUCUUUUAAAGAACUUCUGAAAUUAUAUAAUAACUUAUUUUGAAGAUUCUCGUUUGCUCACUUUAUUUCCGAGAUAUUUCAGUUUGUUUGGUAUGCAAAUAUCCGGAAUUUAAUUACGUCACAAAUGCACAAAGAUUUAAAGUAAAAGCUUGUAUAUCGUAUUCACUAUCCAGUUUAAUUCAUUAAAAUGAAGUUUGGAGUUGUGGGAGGAUUACAUAUCCCAAUGUAAAACACCAUUUAGCCUUUUUAUUUCAUGAUAUUUAACUGUACCUUACAUUCUUUCAUCAGUCAUUAUUCAUAUGUGACGUAAAUUCCGGACAUUUGCAUAUCAAUAAAAUUGAAAUAACUCAGAGACAAAGUAUGCAAAGGUAAAUUUUUAAAAUAAGUUACAAUAUCAUUUCAAAGGUUCUUAGGAAUGAGAUGUUAGAAGAAUUGAGGUUAAGUGCACUUUAAGAAAGAAACGGUUUUUGAAAAUUGUUAAUGUUUUGUGUCAGUAUAGGUGUACGAGAUUGGAUGUUCCCUCGAAAUGUGGAAGCUUUUUUUGAAAAUUUGUUGGGCAUUGUAACAUCCUUCAACCCAGAUCAGGAAUAAUCUCUAUUAUUUUUGCAGGAGAUCCCGAUGGAUUUGACUGAUAUUAAGCCAACAAUUAUAGACUGUGAAGAAAGUCAGAGAAUUCUGCCUAAACCAAGAUCCUACACGUUUGAUAAUCCCGCCCUGGUAAGAGAACUUGCAUAUGACCAUUCAGUAGAAAUGUAGCCCGCGUGCAGGCCCAAGGGAAGAAUAGUGGGCCUGCACGCGGGCUAGUAGAAAUGAACAGAAUUUCUUAUGUUAACUCUGCGAAGCCACAUUCUUGGAGGCAAACUUUUCAGCUUGCCCGAUGUGGAUGCACACUCAGAGAGUAACAUCACAAACAUCAAUAUUGCAAAGUUAAUGCACAUUGACAAAAACAAACUAUGUCUCCCCCUCUCCCCAGUUCAAUGUUGUAAACAGCGUUGAGUUGUGGGAGCGGGGGCUUAAGAAGAGCAACAUGAUUCAACAUGGAGUUUAUCAUAAAAAUAUACGAAUUUUUGUGGAGGGAAAGGUAGUUUCAACCAGUGAUGUCCAAGAUUACAGCUCCCUCCCAGAGUAUUAGCCAUUCCGAAGUUGAUGAGAGAACUAGGGACGAGUGUUAAAAAGUGCCCAAAUUAAGAAAUGAACUUAAUAACUAAAAUGCCCACUUCAAAAUUAGUAAGUAUACAAAGUUUGAAGACGUUUACAUGAAUACCCUUCGAAUAAUAAGCUUUCGUAUAUUGUGAAAUUACUGAUUAAUUAAAAGAUUGUUUUUGGGACACGCGUCCCAAAAACAAAAAUUACAAUACAUUUCAUAGUAAAUAUCGCGAUUUUCGAAAGCUUAUUAUUCGAAGGGUAUUCAUGUAAACGUCUUCAAACUUUGUAUACUUACUCAUUUUGAGGUGGUCUUUUUAGUUAUUCAUUUCUUAAUUUGGGCACUUUUUAACACUCAUCCUCAGUCCUCUCAUCAACUUCGGAAUGGCCAAUUGCUAUCGUAAGCCGGGUUCAAAGUGUCAAAGUUUCUGUGAUCACAGUAGGAAUUUUGUGUAGAUAAGUUUUGAAGGAUUUGUAAGAACUGUUUGAGGAAACUGAUUCAGUGUUAAACAUUGAGCCAGUUCUCUCAAACAUUUCUUACAAAUCCUUCAAAACUUAGAAUUUACCCAUGCAAAAUUCCUACUGUGAUCACAGAAGCCUUGAUAAUGUGAAUCAGGCUUUCCGGCAUACAUCAGACAUCCUAGCCGGUGCCGUGACGCAAGCAACCUUACAGUUAAUACUACAUUAAGUAUUUUGUAAUUUCCCAUUCCGUCCUAGAGUAUUGACGACGAGAAAUUCAUUCCAAACCUUGUCAGGAAAUCACCUUCAUACCCCAUCUACAAAGGCACGUGGCCACCCCUCACCCCUGCUCUAGUAAUCUUACAAGUCCCCACGCUGGAACGCACCCCUCCGCCGCCCACACCCCCAGCCCUAGAUCCCUCAUUCCCUGACGUCAUACGAUCGGCGGAAGCUAGUCCCAGGCCCUCGCUGACCUCGGUCAUACAAGAUGCUAAUCUCAUCAAGGAAAUUAACGAGAGAAUAGCGGAAGCUGUGAACAGGGGUCAAAGUCCGUACUCUAUAUACGCCAUCAAAGAUGGCGACGAGGCGAGCUGGUGUUGAUGCGCCUGCGGUGAUUGUGGUCGGCGGUUGUACCAAGUAAGGUAACUUAAUGAGCCUGCAAUGGCUUUUGGGCAGCUGGUUUACAAGCUCUGCGCCUGCGAGGAUUUUGGUCAGCGUUUGUAUAAAUGAGCAUGCGCAAAGCAUGCUGCUUUAUAUGGUCAACUAUGCAUACCUAAUAAGGGCUAAGGCUACAUAGUAAUAAAGUACAAAAUGAGGAGAGUGGCGACAGGACGAAUACCAUAUUACAUACCAAAUAGAUUUUGUGAUAUUAAUUUUUAUAUUAUGAAUGCGGUGUUUAAAGUAUUUUCAGAGCUUUUUUGCUGUAUGUUUGUGACUGGCUUUAUGGUAAUCUUAAAACGGUGUGUACUAGUGUGGCAAUAAUAAUGAGAAAGAUGGCGAUUGAUGAGGAUACAACUACCGAAAAAUACCUAGGAGAAUUUCGACGUUUGGAGGCAGGGCAGGAAAAAAGAUUUGCUUCCUGGUAGCACAACCUGAAGACAAAAAUUUCCUGCAGACCAACGCAGUAUUUUUGUGCUAAAUCUGCAUGUGCAUAAACAUAUAGUGUUCUAGCUGAGCAUGCUUUUAAAUUCAAGGAAUAAUGUCUGUCAACCAUAUGUUGUUGCGGCCAUAGUGGGACAUAGGUGUCGAGGUUUCCUUCAAAUUUUCAAUAGCAAAUCUUCAUUCAAACGAAUUUCCUGCAGCUGUUUAACAUUUUGUGCGAGCAGUGCUCGCGUGCUCGCCUAUUUUUUCCACCCCUGUAAUUCGAGCCGACUUUCCGACGAACGGCCUUCGCUCGAAAACGUCGAAGUUCUCCUUGUAUUUUUCAGGUAGUUGUAUCUCUAUCAAUCGGAGACUCUCUCAUUAUUGCCACAACCUCCACUGACACAAGCUGUGCUAACAUCUAUUCACUGAGUCGGGAUAUUUAUCUUUCAAUUCAGUCUUAAACGUACGAAACAAUAUCCUAUUUUUAUCAUUUUCAUCGUUCUUUGUCUUGUGAAACGAAGUGCCGUCUUUGAAGCCUUGAUGAACCAGGAAGCCUUGAUCUAGGAUGAAAUAUCUGUAGCUAGCCACGUGCAGUUCACAUGCAUGACUGAUGCGGUUGAAUCCGUACUAAAACACAAAAACAA
This is a messenger RNA of Paramuricea clavata, 16899 nucleotides long. NCBI's taxonomy places the organism in Eukaryota, Metazoa, Cnidaria, Anthozoa, Malacalcyonacea, Plexauridae. The record is from the annotation of a GenBank genome assembly.